Paraglomus occultum is the source of this 1083-nucleotide messenger RNA. NCBI's taxonomy places the organism in Eukaryota, Fungi, Glomeromycota, Glomeromycetes, Paraglomerales, Paraglomeraceae. The record is from the annotation of a GenBank genome assembly.
UGCGAAUAUUUCUGAUGUAGACGCUGAAGGCCUUCCGAGUUGGAAUUUCAAAAGAAUUCAACUUAGGUCCAAGUACAUUAAUCGGAAAUUCAAGCGGGACACUACAUCGACAGGCUUGGUGGAUAUGUUGCAGGACGUCAUGUAUGUAGCAACUGUUACAAUAGGAACACCUCCCCGCAUAUUUGAUGUUGUAAUAGAUACUGGCUCAGCAGAUUUAUGGAUACCCGACUCUUCGUGCGUUGGAACAGGAUGCUCUGGCAAGCACACAUUUGCCGCCAACUAUUCUCUCUCGUACGGCGGUGACGGCGGUAGUUGGCAAAUUACUUAUGUAGAUCAGUCGGGUGCAUCGGGAGUAACAUCAAGUGAGACGGUAAUAGUUGGUGGCUUCAUAUUAAAAAACCAAAAAUUUGCAAGAGCGACGAGAAUGAACGACGGCUUUCAAGGCCUACCGGCGGAUGGGAUUAUUGGGUUAGCCGGACCUCAGGAUGCUGUUAUUCCGGGGACAGUAACGCCAAUUCAAAACAUGAAAAAUCAAGGUUAUAUAACUAGCCGCUCAUUCGGUGUAUGGUUAGGCAAAUCAAGCAAUGGGGGUUCAGGAGAAAUUACCUUCGGCGGGUUCGAUCCUUCUCACAUAGACGGCAAUCUAACUACUAUUCCUCUUGCUAGCCGAAGCUUUGACAGUGUUGGGAUAUGGGUGGUCCAAAUGAACCAAAUAUCUGUUGGCAGCAGGGUAUUCUUCCUCGGGCCAAAAGAGGGGUUUACUGUUGUAGACACGGGUACAUCACUAAUUGCUGCCCCGACCAUUAUAGCAGAUCAAAUUAACAAACUAUUCAACGGUACUUUCUCGGCCCAAGCGCAGGCGUAUAUUUUAGAUUGCAAUGCAAAGUUGCCAGACUUAUCGUUUUCCUUCGGAAAUGCAUCUUUCACCGUGCCGGGCGCUGAUUUAGUUGUUGAUGCGGGACAAGGAUUGUGUAUUAGCGCUAUUCUUCCUAUAGACAUUGGUGGCGGUUUGUCAUUCCUUGUGGGCGAUACGUUCUUAAAAAGCAAUUAUGCUUAUUUCGACCUCGAUUCAUCAUCGAUUGG